Messenger RNA from Pisolithus orientalis, 927 nucleotides. RefSeq lists its product as uncharacterized. The transcript is spliced from 6 exons. The record is from RefSeq and is a predicted model, not a curated record. The coding region runs from base 1 to 927 and encodes 308 amino acids. NCBI's taxonomy places the organism in Eukaryota, Fungi, Basidiomycota, Agaricomycetes, Boletales, Pisolithaceae.
AUGCCAUGGCCCAAAGAGAGCUUAGAGGCAAUAUAUGAAUGGGUGGAGGACUGGGACCAGACUUGGGCUGGCAUCUACUCAUGGUGGAAGUACAUUGAUGAGAACAAGAUCUCCAUCCCAAAGGUGUGUGAUGCCAACCUACAUGACAUGACCAAAGAAUCUGCAAUAUGGCAGAAUGAGGUGAUCCUGGAAGCUAUAGCAAUAGCAGAUCUUUGGUGGCCAGAAGGGCAGCAUAGAUUCAUCAUUGAUGACCUUGUUGAGGACUACCAGGAGCAGGUAGAGGAGAGAGCAUGGUUGGAGGCCAAGAGGUUUGCCAAUGCCCUGUCCAUGCACACCUGGGGCCAAGCAGCAAGAGGUGGGGGUCAAGACUGUAAGAGCUGCAUGAUUGACAGGGGGGGCUCUGGUAGCACAAGCAAGGGAAAAGGGAAACAGAAGGCCACCAGCAAGGAGGACAAGCUGGCCAAUGACAUUGAUGAUGAUGAGGGCGAUGGCAAAGGUGAAGGCAAAGAACCAAGCCCCUCCCCUCAUGAUUCUUCACCAAGUCCUUGUCUCUUCUUCUGUGGGGCUACUCCCAUGCCUGGGCCUUUGUUCAAGCCUUCACCACCCCCUGUCAACAAACCCCACCUGACACCCCCCAUCAACAAACCACAAGUCAAAUUUGAACCAUUCUCUGCAACUGCGACCAGCUUACUAAAUGAACCUGGAGACAUUGAAUCACCAGCCCAAGGCGAUACUCCAGCAGUUGCAGAAACUCUGGAGGUCAUAGACCCAUUGCUUGAGGCGAGGGCUGAAGAUGAGGAAUUUGAGCUGGAGCAGUUCCACCAGCUGCUAGAGAUGCUGGCAAGGUGGGUAACACUGCAGAUUGAGGCUGCACAGGCCAGAUGGGAGGAAUUGCAUAGGUUGAAGGACAAACUCCAGGACCUGUAA